Messenger RNA from Bipolaris zeicola 26-R-13, 1065 nucleotides. RefSeq lists its product as uncharacterized. The transcript has 5 exons. The record is from RefSeq and is a predicted model, not a curated record. Lineage: Eukaryota; Fungi; Ascomycota; Dothideomycetes; Pleosporales; Pleosporaceae. The coding region runs from base 1 to 1065 and encodes 354 amino acids.
AUGACUUACUUCGAGGACAAGGCACCCAACCUCGCUGCCUCAAUUAUCGCACUGGCUGUUGUUGCAUACAUGACAUUCGGGCUGCGAGUCUACACAAGAAUUCACAAUCAAGCUUGGGGUCUUGAUGAUUGGUCUAUGACUCUAGCGACUAUUCCCUUCACGGGCCUGACAAUAUCGUGUAUCGGCGGUGCAUUCAGCGGCGUCGGCAUUCAUGACAACAAACUCAGUCCAAGCGAGAAGGUUCAGGGAAUGCAGUUUUUCUUCUUCUUUGAAGUCUUUUACUGCGCGGCAAUCAUCCCGAUCAAGCUGAGCAUUUCCUUUAUGCUGAUCCGAAUCGCUUCGCGGAGGAAAACAUACAUUUACAGCCUGUAUGCUGUAUCUGCCAUGUUCGUCAUCAUGAAUCUCAUCGCCCUGCUGUACAUUAUUUUCCAGUGCGCUCCCGUGUCAUACGCUUGGGAUCAGUCAACACCUGGAGGCAAGUGUAAUCCUGCGCAGACACUUGCCGAUAUCUACUAUGCGACCACGGCAAUCAACAUUGCAACGGAUUGGUUUUGUGCCUUGCUGCCCAUACCGUUGCUGUGGAACGUGCAGCUUAACCGCAAUGCUAAGCUUUCCGUCGGCGUUAUUCUCGGUCUAGGAGCCUUAGCCAGUUUGUCUGCAUGCAUUCGCCUCAUUUACACGGUGAACCUUACGAGUUCGACUGACUAUCUCCACGGUGUAGCCGAUGUCAUUCUCUGGGGCUAUGCCGAAAAUGGCGUCGGAAUGAUUGUAGGAUGUGUCGCCACACUCCGUCCUCUACUGCAGCGCGUCCUCAAACUCGGUAGCAGCGGCAGUAGCGCAACCCCACAGACACCCGCAGCAGGCUAUGCAAAGCGACCCGCUGUCAAGAGCCAUUUGACCGGCAGAGACGAGGAAUGGGUCGCGCUUGAAGAUGGCCAGACGGUAAACAUGGUGCGUGGACAGGGUAGCGUCGGAAGCGAAGAGUUUAUCCUACCGUCCAAGGACUACCGCGGCAUUCACGUCACCAGCACAGUUGAGCAGCGAACAAGCUCACUGAAGCUGUAA